CCGAUAAAGAAAAAGAGAAGCUAAAGAGAAAGCCAAAGCGCCUCCUUCUGUUUUGAUCUCUUCACAACAAUAAUAUAUGUUUUUUGCAUCCCUCUUUUCCCCUCUCUGACCAUACACUCUUUAAUCUCUCUCUCUCUCUUCCUUUACCAACUAAUAAGCAAAAACAAAGCCAUAUCUUCCUUCUUAAUAUGGCAGCACCAUGGGUUCCACCAUCAUCAAAGCUUCACAUUACUUCCUUGCUGAUGAUGCUGUUAAUGGCGACCACCAUGAUGAACAACAAUGUGAGUGGCCAAGCAACAUGGUGUGUAGCUAGAAGUGAUGCAUCCAACCAGGCCCUGCAAACUGCACUGGACUAUGCAUGUGGUUCCGGUGCAGAUUGCUUUCCUCUUCAAGCCAAUGGCCUUUGCUUCCUUCCUAACACUAUCCAAGCCCAUGCUUCUUACGCCUUCAACAGUUACUACCAGCGAAGGGGAAGAGCUCCUGGUUCCUGUGAUUUUUCUGGCACUGCCACCAUUGCUCAAAGCGAUCCCAGCUAUGGAUCUUGCGUGUACCCAUCUUCUGGAAGCACUGCUGGAGGGGGAAAUACACCAAGCACAACACCUGCAUUCAACAAUCCGAACGUGCCGUCUCCUACGACAACAACACCAAUAUACGGCGGGGGCAACACCGGUGGACUAACGCCGGGAAUGAACACGCCGUUCCCCGACAAUUCCAGGGCAGCAUCAGAGGCAACAGCCACAUGGUUUCUAGGGUUGUUUUCCUCCCUUCUCAUUCUAGCCAUAUGCAUAUGAUGAUGAUCUUUGGUGAGAAUAGGAAGGUUACAGUUUUGUCAGGGGUUAAAAGGGGGAUCCUUUUGAUGUUUAUAACCUUGCUUUAAUGCAAUUUCAUAUUUUAAACAUCCUUUGUAUAAGGUUAUAAACAUUGCUGGAUGGGGGCAUUGUUAUCCACCAGGGAAGGAAGGGCAGAGCUAGGAUAGCAAAUUAUAGGGCUCAAGUUUAAUUCACUAGAUCAAUUUAAUUGUCCCCGUUGCAAACAGAAUAUUUCAUCAUAUCAUCAGCUUAUAAAGCUCUAUUUAGAAUGAAUUUCUUC
Molecule: messenger RNA, 1089 nt
Organism: Arachis ipaensis
Lineage: Eukaryota; Viridiplantae; Streptophyta; Magnoliopsida; Fabales; Fabaceae
Product: PLASMODESMATA CALLOSE-BINDING PROTEIN 2-like
Source: RefSeq, a predicted model, not a curated record